Lineus longissimus is the source of this 753-nucleotide messenger RNA. RefSeq names its product ras-related protein Rap-2c-like. Gene Ontology annotation, biological process: signal transduction. The coding region runs from base 1 to 753 and encodes 250 amino acids. Gene Ontology annotation, molecular function: GTPase activity; GDP binding; GTP binding. The record is from RefSeq and is a predicted model, not a curated record. The transcript has a single exon. Gene Ontology annotation, cellular component: plasma membrane. NCBI's taxonomy places the organism in Eukaryota, Metazoa, Nemertea, Pilidiophora, Heteronemertea, Lineidae.
AUGGCGAAGCAAGCGUACGAGAGCGAACGCAAGGGCUCUCUGCCUGUCGCCUCAAACAUCAUGUUCAUGGGCGGAGCUGGUGUUGGUAAAAGUUCUAUCAUCUCAAUGUUCUUCCGCAACGAGUUCAUGGCCGAGUAUAACCCAACAGUAGAGGAGGUAUACAGGGAAAUUCUAGACGCGGAUGGACGACAAGUUAUACUGAAUAUUUUUGACACUGCAGGCUCGUAUCAGUUUCCGGCAAUGAAACGGAUCUACCUCAAGAAAGGGGACGCCUUCGUCCUUGUUUACUCCGUCAACGAGCUCUCCUCAUUCGACGAAGUCUGUAAUAUCCGGAAUGAGAUUCUCAAGUUGCGAGGUGAGUCGGCGCCAAUUGUAUUUGUUGGUAACAAAGUCGACCUACGCGGCGGUCCUCCAACCAUGUCUGAUGUUCUCCGGGACGCUACAAUCUCCAUCGAAUGGGGAAACACUCACGUCGAAUGCUCUGCCUCGGAAAACGACCGCCUGGAUCAGAUCUUCAUUGAAGCGAUUGCCGCAAUACGGCGUCGGAACAGAGACAAUUCAAUAUCUAUAGAUCGGUCCAUAGACGCUUCUAUAACACCGACAGAAACGUUUUCACGUCCAUGUGCAUUGAGUGUUACCUCCAUGCGGACUAGACGUUGCGGUAGGGCGCAUUCCGCGGAUUUUCUGAUCAAGACGGACGGCAAACGGUUCAAGAAAAGGAAAAGGUUCAAAUGGUUAUGUGUAAUAUCGUGA